CAACACACAAAACGGAAAAGCACAAAACCAGACCGUACAGUCUUAGAAAGAGCUUCCAUUAUUACAGUGAAACCCAAACUCCCCUUAUCUCUCGCUCUGCUUCCUCGCGGCGAGUCUCGGCGGAUCGAGCUCUCCGAUCCUUGGAGAACAUUCUAGGAGCAGUGUAGAGUUCUUGUAGAAAAGUUUCCGUUUCGUUCCUGUAUAGUUUCCGUAACCUGUACAGAACCCCGAAAAACAGAAAUAAAAGAAACGAAACCCGUUUCGAUGGAAUUGUACGGUCGCAACCCGGCGAGAAAUGGCUCCCAAUCGGGCCAAAACCAACAGGAGUGGGUCCCCUCCGGCGGCGAGACUGGGCUCCAUGAGUCCAUGUGGCAAAUGGGGCUGAGGACCAGCGAAUCGUACCCGGAGCGACCCGGCGUGCCCAAUUGCGUGUACUACAUGCGAACCGGGUUCUGUGGAUAUGGUAGCAGGUGCCGGUACAAUCAUCCUCGUGAUCGCGUCGCGGUUGCGGAAGCUGUAAAAGCUACAGGGGAGUACCCAGAGCGAGUUGGGGAACCUGCAUGUCAGUAUUAUUUGAAAACUGGGACGUGUAAAUUUGGUGCGUCCUGCAAAUUUCACCAUCCAAAACACGGAGGUGGAUCUUUGAGCCAAGCUCCACUAAAUAUUUAUGGAUACCCAUUACGACCGGGUGAGAAAGAAUGCUCCUAUUAUUUGAAAACGGGGCAGUGCAAAUUUGGUUUAACUUGUAAAUUCCAUCAUCCUCAAAUAGCUGGUACCUCAAUGCCAGCUUCUGCACCUCAGUUUUAUCCGCCGGUGCAGUCCCCUUCGCAUCCUACACCUGACCAUUAUGGCAGUGCAUCCACCAGCUUGAGGGUGCCUAGGCCUCCGCUAUUACCUGGUUCUUAUGUGCAAGGGACUUAUGGUCCUGUGCUGCUUUCCCCAGGGCUUGUUCCUAUGCCGGGUUGGAGUCCUUAUUCGACGCCUGUAAGCCCUGUACUAUCUCCUGGUGCUCAGCCUGCAGUCGGAGCAACUUCUCUGUAUGGAGUAACACCACUAUCAUCAUCAUCACCUGCACUUGGGCGACCUUAUCCUUCAUUACCCUCUUCUGCCGACCCUUCAAGCGCUAGCCAGAACGAACAAUCAUUUCCUGAGAGACCUGGCGAGACUGAAUGCCAGUACUAUAUGAGAACAGGGGUCUGUAAAUUCAGAUCGUCUUGUCGAUAUCAUCAUCCUCGGGACCGGGUUGUUCCCAGGACUUUCCUUAGUCCCAUUGGUCUCCCCUUGCGUCCGGGGGCACAGCCUUGUGCUUUUUACUUGCAAAAUGGGCAUUGCAAAUUUGGGUCAACGUGUAAAUUUGAUCAUCCGAUGGGGACAAUGAGAUACAGUCCAUCUGCAUCAUCACUCAUUGAUAUGCCAGUUGCUCCAUACCCAGUUGGGUCUUUCCCAGCUACCCUGGCUCCUUCAUCCUCUUCUUCAGAGCUUCGGCCUGAACUGAUUUCCGGGUCCCAAAGGGAAUCUUAUUCAACCAGAAUGCCCCCUUCUGGGAAUACCAGUAGUACAGUUGGUUUAAUUUUUUCUCAAACUGGGUCAGCUUCACUCCCUGAAGUGCAACUUUCAAGUCAGAUUUCUUCCCCUUUAAGCAGUGGCAGAAGCACAAGACAAAGUGGUGAGGUUCGUCGUUCAACCUAAUGCAAAACCUAAUAGCCAUUCUUCAUUGUCUUCUGAAUAUGGUUUCAGCAGUGUCAUUAUCCUUUCUAUUUAUAGAUAUCAGUUAAUCUUUAGUAGUCAAUUAUAUCAACCAAUUUGGUUUAGCUCACACUUGGACUCAUCUCCUUCUCAUAUCCUCUGUAUAGUCAUGAAUAUAUAUGUAUUUAUACAUUUUUAUGAAAGUGAGGAAGUAUCUAAAGGAGUUUUACACU
Molecule: messenger RNA, 1919 nt
Organism: Alnus glutinosa
Lineage: Eukaryota; Viridiplantae; Streptophyta; Magnoliopsida; Fagales; Betulaceae
Product: zinc finger CCCH domain-containing protein 32
Exons: 7
Coding region: 265-1689 (474 amino acids)
Molecular function (GO): mRNA binding; metal ion binding
Source: RefSeq, a predicted model, not a curated record